AUGAAACGGCAGGGGAAUCCUUUAUGGGGGCGCGUUCAUCAUUCUCCAUUCUAUAAGAACGGUCGUUGGCGCUCAAUCCUCAAUGUGAUCUGGAGUGUUGCCGAGUCGCUGGGGAUCACACUUGUCUACAAAAAGGUUGAUGACACAGACACUUCUGGCUACCAGCCAAGAACACCGAAGACCAAGCCUGCUAUUGGAGUAAGCUACCCUUUAACCAUACUGGAUAAGCGAUAG
Messenger RNA from Aspergillus clavatus NRRL 1, 234 nucleotides. RefSeq lists its product as uncharacterized. Lineage: Eukaryota; Fungi; Ascomycota; Eurotiomycetes; Eurotiales; Aspergillaceae. The transcript has a single exon. The coding region runs from base 1 to 234 and encodes 77 amino acids. The record is from RefSeq and is a predicted model, not a curated record.